Molecule: messenger RNA, 6129 nt
Organism: Drechmeria coniospora
Lineage: Eukaryota; Fungi; Ascomycota; Sordariomycetes; Hypocreales; Ophiocordycipitaceae
Exons: 2
Coding region: 1-6129 (2042 amino acids)
Biological process (GO): regulation of transcription by RNA polymerase II
Cellular component (GO): Set3 complex
Source: RefSeq, a predicted model, not a curated record
AUGCGCCGGGAGCCUCCCCGUGGACCAAAGGCUCUGGUCGAUGCGCCGAGCGGUCCCCGAGCGACCAGUUUUUCCGCCGACUUUAGGGGUGGUCGAGGCCGAGGCCGAGGCCGAAACUGGCCAGCCGGAGACGAGCCCAGGGAUCGCGGCAGGGACAGAGAGGUCGACUACCGAGACAGGUACCGCGACGAAAGGAGCCGAGAGCGUGAGCGUGAGCGUGACCGCGAGCGAGAUCGAGACUGGAGAGAUUCGCGAGACUUUCGCUCCCGCCGCUCCCCGCCGGCACGCGCUCGAUCCCCCGCGCGAGACUUUCGAGACCGCGACCGAGAUGGGCCGCCUGGAGUGGACGCCGACCGGUCCCGACGCGGCUCCCGAGACGGCGGUCCCCCGUCGGCAGGAUCCACGUCGUCCGAUGCCCCGUUCGGGUUGCCCUUUGGACGUGGCGCAGGUCACGCUCGCGGUCGAGGAGGACGCGGAGGCAGAGGGGACUGGUCGUCGGAUCGAGGCCGGGGCCGCACGCCGUUCGACGACCGUGCCGACCGUUACCCUCGUAGCCGCUCGCAAGAAGGCCGACACGCUCGGGACCGAGACGACCGGGACCGUGGCGACCGAUACCCCGAGGACAUGCGGCGGGAAUCCCGCGAUGAGAGGGAUCGUGGCGAAUGGGAUUUGAUACGAUCCAAACGCGAUGCCCGCCACUCCAUCGCCCACGGCGCUGUCCCACAGCCCAAGGAGGUCUCCCCUCCGCCCGUCGCGCCUUCGGCUCCUGCGUUCGGUUCGGUUCCGAGCCGCAACGCGAGCGCCGGCGACGCCCUCGUCGCCGGCGCCGUGGGAAAACCCCCCCCCACCGCGCCCAGAGCCUUCAGCGAACAUGCCGAACCUGCCGGUCAUGAUUCCGCCAUUCCUUCGGCCGGACCCUCUCGGAGGCCUGGUACCGACAGCCCGCAGAUUCCCGUGGGACCUCGAGCGCAGCAGCCAUACCCUCCCAGCAAGCAGUGGGUGAACACCAACUUGAAAAAGGGUCCAGAUUCGCCCGGCAUGACGAGAGCCCAGUCCUUUGCGCUGCACGUGCCGCCGUCCCUUCAUCAGGGAAGCACCCAAUCCGAGCCGACCGAGCCGAGACGACGCAGCAGCGACGGAAAGUCGGAUCCAAGACCGUCGUCGGCCUUGGACGGCAGAGCUCGAACGCAUUACAGCGCCGAACCCGGCGAGAUCACCAUCAAGUCGGAAACGGAACCUCGGCCGCUCGACGAGCACAAGGAUCGAAGGGGGAAAACCCAGACGCCAACGCCGGCACCUCCAGCACCCCAAGAAGCGGCCAAGUUACCUCACGAACCAAAGCCGGAGCCUAUGAAAGACGUCGUCCUGCAUUCCGACGAGGACCAUAAGCGCAGGCGAACGCAAUUGGUCGUUCCCGUCGUGCGUUUCGUCUUGCCGUCAGAAAUGCCGCCACCAGAGGAAGCUUCCGAAUCGGACGACGAUGACAUGGCUGACUAUUUCGACAUGGAAAUACAAAAGACGGAGGCCGAACUGAGCAAACUCCCCAAACCCACUCUCCCGCUCGAGAUGAUGACCCGCUACGUGGCCAUGUCGCACGGGGCCAUGGCCCAUCUCUUGAAUGAAGCCGAGGGUCUGUCCGAAAUGCUAGGGCCGAUGCCCGACGAUGCCAACGACGUGGAUGAAAAAGUGACCGCGCCGCCGAGAAUGAAGCAAGACGAGCGGGAGGAGGGGCCUGUCGUUGCCCCGAGGGAUGGGAAUGCGUCGGCCGUCGAUGUCGAGAUGAAGCCGGCAGAGUCCCCCACCGAGCCUGAGCCUCCGGCAAGCACGGAACCCAUGGAUAUUGACGUGCCGAGCCUGGAACCGCACAAGCGCCCUGAUGCGGAUGCCGGUCCCAAGGGAGACUCGGAGAGAGCGCAGGCAGACUCGGAUGUCGUCGCCUCCAAAGAAACUCUUCCGGAAGCGACAGUCGGAGACUCGUCGAAGCCUCCCAGCACACCCUCGCCGAUACCUGGCGACGAAGACGACGAAGCUGACGACGGCGACGACGACGACGACGAGGAAGACGACGACGACGUCACGGAAUCGGAUGACGAGACCUAUCUUGAUGUCAAAACCGUCCGCCAAUUCAUGACGACACCGCCCGUCGACAGCCUGCCAGAAUACUACACCGGCCAAGACUGGUCGGCCGACAAGGCCUUCCUCGAAUCGCUCGAGUCUAACCCGGUUGUCGACAGUUUCGUCUCAACUCAUCUAGAGAAGAUUCACCUCGAGGAGACCGAAGAGCAAGACCGUGCGAGGGAAUUGUAUGCCAGCAAUUACACCCGCUAUCUCGACUUCACACUGUCCAGCGACCCGACGGCGGUGAAGAGCAGAGACAAGUUUUCGCACGGGGCGCCGCAGGUGGAAUCCAUCCCGCCGGCCGCGCCGGAGUCGAGACCGGAGGGGCGCGGGACGGGUAGGAGGUUCGCGUCGGAGCGUGACUUGGAGCGGGUUUUGCAGGCUUCCAUGCGCGAGGAUGAAGAGCGAAAAGAACGUGAGCUCCGCGCGAAGAAGGAAAAGUAUCGAAGCGAAAAGGAGGCUGUCAUCCCCGACAUGUACUGGGACGCCGAGCAGCGGGCCAAGGUGCAGUACGGCGACCGAUCGGGGUACACGCCUCCGGAUCGGCUCGUACCCGUCUGGCAGGUGCUGCCGCCGAUCAACAACUUCACGCAGGAGGAAUCGGAGAUGUUCGAGAAGCGCUACCUUGAGUUCCCUAAGCAGUGGGGCCGAAUCGCCGAGGCGAUCCCGAACCGCGACUUUGGCACCUGCAUCCAGUACUACUACAUGAUGAAGAAGGAGCUGAACCUCAAGGAGAAGCUCAGGAAGCAGCCCAAACGACGCAAGAAAGGCAGGGGCAAGCAGAGGUCAAGCGCGCUGGUGUCGGAGCUCGGCAACGGCGAGCAGGAGGGUGAUGAAACCCAACAGGAGACGGGAGAGAACGGGGAGAGAAGACGGCCGCGUCGCGCCGCGGCCCCUACCUGGGGCUUCGAGCAGCCGACGACGGACAGCGAGAACGCGACGCCAGCAGGAACGCCUGGCCGCCGUGGUGCCUCGGCCGCGGCCAAGGCGGAGCAAGGCGAGAAGGUGGACGGCAGACGGGGCAAGCGCAAGACGGCCAAGGACAAGGAGGCCAAGGGGCCCAAAGCUGUGCAGGCCCUCGCCGCCGCCCCCUCAGCGUCGUCUGCGGGACGAGGACGCUCACGAUCGAGCUCCCGCGUGCCACCAAAUGCUGAUUUUCAACGGCCGACGCCUGUUGAUGCGAGUCGCGCCACUGGUGCUUUCGAGCAGCCUGCUGCGCUCUCAGGGAUACAACCACCGUUCCCCGUACAACCACAGCAGUCGCAGCCGCAGCCGCAACAGCAGCAGCAGCAGCAGCAACAACAACAACAGCAACAGCAGCAACAACAGCAACAACAACAACAGCAGCAGCAGCAGCAGCAACAACAACAGAAGCAGCAGCAGCAGCAGCAGCAGCAGCAGCAGCAGCAGAAACAGCAGCACAAGCAGCAGCAGCAGCAACCGCAACCGCAACCGCAACCACAACCGCAGCACCUCCAGCAACAGGCGGUUCAGAAUGUUGAGCGGGCGAAACCUGCUGCGGCGUCGUCGAUCUCGGAGGUCAUGGCGGCACCUUCACUGCGGCCGGAACCACCCCCGCUGGCUCAACCGUCGAUAUCAUCCUUCCACCUGGCGCAGCCACAGGCCGAGCGGAAACCAGGCCCGCAAGCGUCGAGCUACUGGAGCGUGUCGGAAGCCAACGACUUCCCUCACCUGCUGCGAGCCUUUGGGUCCGACUGGCUGUCCAUCGCCACCCACAUGGGCUCGAAGACGGCCGUCAUGGUUAAGAACUACUUUGUUCGGCAAAAAGAUCAUGGCAAACCAGAAUGGGAAGCCGUGGUCCAGGAGGCAGACGCGAAGCGCCUCCGGGGCGAGAAGCGGCCGGACCCUCCGCAGCCGACCGUAGGUGGCCGCAGCAGAAGAUACGACACGACAGCCACGGCCGGACCGGCGAGACCUCUGGCGGUGGCACCGGCCGUCGAAGUCCAAGGCGAGCCGCCGCAAGUCAAGAUGGAAGCUGUGCCGCAGCAAGCCCGUGCCCAAGCGUUUCCGGCAUACGGAGUGCCCAUCGCACAGGCGCCCGCGCAGCAGGCCCUCGCCCAACCGGGACAGCAGCCGAUGGCCAUGCAGCAGCACGGCGCGGGUCCCCAGCCGGGACAGCAACCCAUGUCGCCGAGCACACGGCCCCUGCGAGCUCCCAUCCAGCAGCCGUUUGGCUUCCCCGAUCGGGAACGCGAGCGCGAGCCUGCGCCGCAUGCCCUGCAGCAACGAGCGGCGCUGCCUCCAAAGGCUGGAGGCACCACCGCCGGCGAGCUUCGCGAGCAACGCCCGCUGGCGGCGGCGGCGCCCCCAAUGGCCGACAUCAAGAUGGAGCGGCAGAAGAUGGAGACGCCGCAGCAGGCGAGGGAGCGGGAGCGCGACAGGGGGAGGGAGCUUGGACGGCAGCCGGAGCGACAGCCGAUGAGGAUGACGCAGGAGGCCGAGAUGGCACCCCAGCGCCACUUCGAAGCGUACGAUCAUCGUCAGCAGCCCAGCCUCGGGGGUGGUCAGCGGGAGUCGCUGUCGCUCGGCCGACCGCCACCUCAGGAAGCGUCCCGGGCCACCAGCGUGCAGCCUUACCCUCACUCGGUGCGGCCGCCUGCUCCUCCGGCGGUGCGAAGCCUGAUGGGCGACCAGGGAUCGGCACAGUCGCCACCGUUGGGCCCGCCGGCGGCACGACCCAUGUCGGCCCUCCAGCAGAGACACUCGUCCGGGCCCGGGGCGGAGCGGUACGGGACGCCGCCCACGGCGCCUCGGCCGCCGGAGCCCCGCAAGACGUCCAACAUCAUGUCUCUUCUGAACGACGAUCCGCCGCCGCCGCCGACGCGCAUGAGAGAGGGCGCGAACCGCGCAGCCGGACACGCGGACGCGUCUCAGCCGCCGCCGGACAUGGCCCGUUCACCGCCCGGACCGCCGCCGCCAGGCCAGAUGCGACGGGAACCGGAGCCCCAGUACGCUCCGUACGGACGAACCCCCUCGGGAAGCGCCCCUGCCAUGCCAUCCCUGAAGCCGACCUACUCGGGCUCGCCCAACCCUGGCCAGCUGGGUUCCGCGCAGGCGGCGGAGAGGGACUACUACAAGCAGCACGCUUAUCCGCCCGGUCACCACAACCGCGGAUCCAACUCUCCGCAGGCGUCGCACCGAUAUCAGCCUCCGGCGCAGCAGGCGCAGCCUCCAUACCAGUCGCCGGGCAACUACGCCGCGGCGUACGGCGUGGGUGGUCAGCAGCCUCACGCUGGGUCGCCGCCGCCACAGUAUGCCGGCCACGGGACCGCGUCGCGGACGCGCGAGGUGCCGCAGGGCGGUCGCGACGGCUCGUGGCCGCACCAGGGCCAUCAGCAACCUCCGCCGGCGAUGCAGCAGGCAGGCACGUGGCCCGCGCAGCCUCCCGACGCCCAAGGCCCGCCGCCUCCUCAGCAGGCGUGGGGUCCCCAGCACCCUUCCGGCACCGGCCAGAAGCCGACGACGCCAUCGCAGGCUUGGCCGGCGGCACCUCCGCCGCAGCAGCCGCCGCACCCGAUGGGCAUGCGGGACGAUCGCGGGCCGCCCCUCUACGCAUCGGGCCCGCAGCAACCCCAACAUCGAUACGGGCCGCCGGCAGGGCGCGCUCCCGAAGCGGCGGUGCCGCCCCAGGCCCAGAACUUUGCACGAUACGCCACGGCGCCUGGGCCUGGCCCGUCGCGAGAUCCUCGGGAGCCGGGCCGGAGCUACGGCGCCGGCGUCUACGACGGACGAGGGCCGCCGCCGCCACAGCAGCAGCCGCCACCGGGCUCGGGGUACCCCGGUCCGGACCCCAGAGAGAUGCAAAUGCGCGAUGGCCGAGACCCGAGAGGCCCAAGAGACAUGAGAGACCCUAGAGACCCGAGAGACCUGAGAGACCCGAGAGACCCGAGAGACCCGAGAGACCCGAGAGAUCCGAGAGACCCGAGAGACAUGGUGGGCAGGGGUAUCAGGCCACCCGAGUACGACCACCAUCGGGAUCGGUAUGGCUGA